This is a messenger RNA of Paramecium octaurelia, 434 nucleotides long. NCBI's taxonomy places the organism in Eukaryota, Ciliophora, Oligohymenophorea, Peniculida, Parameciidae. The record is from the annotation of a GenBank genome assembly.
AGAACACAAUUAUUAUAUGUGAAUAUUCAAUAAGGUGCAUAUGAGUAGCAAUUAUCAAAAAUAUCCAACGAUGGCGUCACGUUAAACAUAUUUAAGGUAGUUUUAGGUUCUAAGAAAGUAAUGUCUUAGAUUACAAAAUUUUCAUGUCUCUCCUUAAAUAUUGGAUGCUAUGAAAAGUAAAUUACAAUCAGGUCAACUAAUUGAGCGUGUUGGUAGUGUUAUCAAGUUUGACAAAUAAUUGUACUUAAGAAGGACUUAAGGCCAUAAUAUAACACAGCUGAAACAUAUUCUUAUAUUUAUUAAAUGCAAGAGCAAUUAAGAGUAGAAUACAAAAAGAUUAAUAACAGCCAUAUGCAUCAGUUAAGAUCGCAUAAGCUGUCAAUAGACGUCAAAAUUAAUCACUAGAGUUAUUCAAAAUAUAUCCUCUUGUUGAA